Molecule: messenger RNA, 1776 nt
Organism: Drechmeria coniospora
Lineage: Eukaryota; Fungi; Ascomycota; Sordariomycetes; Hypocreales; Ophiocordycipitaceae
Exons: 1
Coding region: 1-1776 (591 amino acids)
Molecular function (GO): oxidoreductase activity, acting on the CH-CH group of donors
Source: RefSeq, a predicted model, not a curated record
AUGCAAGCUGCCCAUCGACGAGGCAAGCAACCGACGCCGCCGCCGGAUCAGCAAGCAGCCGCCAGUCGUCGACAGCACGGCAUCAUGGCCGACCAGCAGACGCCCGUCGUCAUCGUCGGCGCCGGGCUCGCCGGCCUCGUCGCAGCCUUCGAGCUCUCCCAGCGCAAGGUGCCGACGCUCGUCGUCGAGCAGGAAAACGCCUCCAACCUCGGCGGUCAGGCGUUUUGGUCGCUCGGCGGCCUCUUCGUCGUCGACUCGACGGAGCAGCGCCGGAUGGGCAUCAAGGACUCGCGCGAGCAGGCCAUGCGCGACUGGCUCGGCUCCGCCCGGUUCGACCGCGAGACGGAGGACUAUUGGCCGCGCCGGUGGGCCAAGGCCUUUGUCGACUUUGCCACGGACGACAUGGAGGCCUACGUCAAGGCCCGCGGGCUCCGCUUCAUGGCCAACGUCGGCUGGGCCGAGCGCGGGGAUGGCUCCGCCGACGGCCACGGCAACUCGGUCCCGCGGUUCCACAUGACAUGGGGCACCGGCCCGGAGCUCGUCAAGGUCUUUGCCGAGCCGGUCCGGAAGGCCGCCGACGAGGGCCUCGUUCGCUUCCGCUUCCGUCACGUCGUCGACGAAAUCAUGGUCGAGUCGGGUCGCGCCGUCGGCGUCCGGGGCCGCGUCCUCGAAGCCGACGAUUCGCCCCGCGGCGUCAAGUCGUCGCGCGCCGUCGUCGACAAGUUUGAGAUUCGCGCCAGAUGCGUCCUCGUCUCCUCGGGCGGCAUCGGCGGCAACGUCGACGCCGUCAAGGCCGCUUGGCCCGUCGAAAGCAUGGGCCCCAAGGUUCCGGAUCACUUCGUCGUCGGCGUCCCCGCCCACGUCGACGGCCGCAUGAUCGGCAUCGCCGAGUCGGCCGGCGCGAGCAUCGUCAACCGCGACCGCAUGUGGCACUACACCGAGGGGCUCCAGAACUGGGACCCCAUAUGGCCCGGCCACGGCAUCCGCGUCCUCUCGGGGCCGUCGUCGCUCUGGCUCGACGCCACCGGCAAGAGGCUGCCGCCCUUUCUGUUCCCGGGCUCCGACACGCGUGCGACGCUCAAGCACAUCUGCGCCACGGGCUACGACUACACCUGGUUCAUCCUCAACCAGACCAUCAUGGCCCGCGAGUUCAGCCUCUCCGGCUCGGAGCAGAACCCGGACGUCACGGGCAAGAACAUCUGGCUGCUUCUGACUCGCAUCUUCGGCGCCAAGGGCACCGUCCCCGUGCAGAAUUUCCAAAAGCACGGCAAGGACUUUGUCGUCCGCGACACGCUCGAGGCCUUGGUCGAGGGCAUGAACAAGCUCGCGAGUGAACGUCGAGGCCCGGCUCUCGAGCUCGACAAGAUCAAGGACGUCAUCGACGCCCGGGACAGCCAGAUGAACAACGGCUACGCCAAGGACGCUCAAGUCAUGCUCAUAAACAACGCAAGGUCGUACUGGCCCGAGAAGCUCAGCCGCGUCGCGAAGCCGCACAGGAUCCUCGACAAGGCCCACGGCCCGCUCAUCGCCGUCCGCAUGAACCUGCUGACGCGCAAGACGCUCGGCGGCAUCGAGACGAAUCUCGACAGCAACGUCAUGCGAGCCGACGGCACCCGCUUCCCGGGUCUGUACGCCGCCGGCGAGGCGGCCGGCUUUGGCGGCGGCGGCGUUCACGGAUACAACUCCCUCGAGGGUACCUUUCUCGGCGGUUGCAUCUUUUCGGGCCGCGCAGCCGGCCGCGCCAUGGCCGAGGAAUCGGCGCAGGCAUCGCCGUGA